This is a messenger RNA of Rhagoletis pomonella (apple maggot), 2107 nucleotides long. RefSeq lists its product as uncharacterized. The annotation marks the transcript as partial. The transcript is spliced from 2 exons. NCBI's taxonomy places the organism in Eukaryota, Metazoa, Arthropoda, Insecta, Diptera, Tephritidae. The record is from RefSeq and is a predicted model, not a curated record. Gene Ontology annotation, molecular function: catalytic activity.
GUGCUCCGGAUACCUGGCGACCUCCGGUUCUAUCAAGCCUUACCUGCGCACACGGACCUCUGUGCGGGCGGACCUCCAUUGUCCGACACUCGUGGGACCAAAAUUAUGAGCGCAAUUUUCAACAAAAAACAACACAACAAGGAGGACGGCCCUCCAAAAAAACGGACAGGGGUGGCUCCAAUUAAUGCUACAGCCUCGAGCAGGGCAUUUAUCGGACCGCCAGUGACAGGAGUUAGAGGGGGUUUAAGCGGUAGGGCUGCUCCUGGUACGAGUACCAUAGGAGGCAGAGGGGGGUGUGGAGACUUGGGCAAACCGGUCUCCAACCGAUUCAUGGCUGGAGCUGCAGCGUCAGCUCCGCCUAGGGAAGUCAGACCCCAAAGCACACACACCUUAACCAAAGGGCGGGGUUCGGCACCUGCUUCAAAAAUAACCCGGCAGGAUGAUGCCGACAUCCCGAGCAGCUCGAGGAAAGUUGCAAACACAGGCCUGGGGCUAAACAUGUCCGCCCCUCGAAGCAGGCCUAUUAUGACAAAAAGGCGGCCAUGAGGGUCGUGAACAAGAUCGGGGACCUGCCGACAGAGCAGCUCACGGAGGAGCAGGUUAGGUCACUGGAGUGGGCGAGGGGAGUAGUAGCCAGCUUGGGAAGACCGGUAGGCUCUUCUCCAAAAAGGUAGCGGUCUGCUGAACAGGCAGGGGGUGGGGUCACCAAAAGACCAAGAACAGGCGGCCAUAAAUACCCCACCUUCAGGGACGUAGUGAAGGGAGGCGGUGAGGUACUGGCAAUCAUCGACAGAGGGGAGGAGGAAGGGACUAUCCCCAAAGAGAAGUGGAGGUUGGUGGAGGAAGCGAUCGCCGAAAUCUACCUCCAAGUCCUAGAGGAAAAUCCUGGACCUCCUCCUCUCUGCCAUGAUUCCGGAUGGUAUCAGGGUAGAGCUAAACUCAUCGCCUGCGAGGACCAUAGGUCAGCCCAGCUCUAUAGGUUGGCCGUUAGUAAGGUAGGUAAAGUUUGGCCGGGAGCUAAGCUCGAGGCCGUCAACAAGGAAGAUAUUCCUAGCAGACCGAGGGCUCGAGUUUGGAAUCCGGCCAAACCCGCCGAGCCUGAAAGAAUUGAGCGGAUCUUCAGAUCCUGUAAUAAGGACCAGCCAACUCAUAAUUGGAGGGUAGGGAAGAUAGAGGAGCCAGUAGAGAAUAGAAGGCAGGUGUUGCUGAUCCUCAACGCCGAAUCGCUAGCCCCACUGGCGCAAAAGGAUUGGGUGGUGAGAUUCGGGUUUAAUGACGCAACCAUUCGAAUCUACCGCAGCGACGAGCCGAGCUUGGACCUUAGUGAGGAGAGCGACAAGUCCGGCCUGCGCAGCGGUGGUGAAGAAGGGUUGCCCAGCAGCCAAUGCUCAUCUGACUCGGAGAGGCUAUCCGGAUUGGGGCCAUUAUUCACCGAGGGUGAGGAGAUCGAAGAGGCGGACGUGGAUGUCACGAUGGUGGAGGUAAAACGGACACAUUCUGAUGAAGCUGAUCCAGAUCAACCUCCACCACUCUAAACUCGCGUCUGCGAACCUUGAGGUCCGCCUGGCUGCCGGUGGACUCGACGUUGCCCUCAUCCAGGAACCGUGGAUACACGGCAAUAAAAACUGCGGACUUGGGAUGAAGGGCUUUAAGCUUAUUGCCGCACAAAAUGCAGCUUAGUGACGGCGAUCUGGUAGUGGCAAGCAUUGAGCUGGACAAAACCAGCUUUUGGGUAGCCUCUGCCUACAUGGCCCAUGACAAGGACGUGCCACCAGAUGGGUUUCGGACCUUGGCCGAGGAAGCAGCCUUCAAGAACAAACCACUGGUUGCCUCCUGCGACCCUAAUGCCCACAACUUGAUGUGGGGGAGUACGGACACGAAUGCUAGAGGUGAGUCGUUACUAGACUUCAUUCUAGGGAACAAACUUAGUGUCUUGAAUUUAGGCUCAGAGCCGACCUUCAUAACAAAGAGUAGAGAGGAAGUUUUGGACAUAACUCUGGCUUCAGACAUGUUUGCCCAUAAAAUCAAGAGAUGGAGAGUACUGAAUGAAAAAUCUUAUUCUGACCAUCGUUAUAUUGAAUUCGAAAUAGAUCUUAAGACCCCCCAA